AUGUUGAAGUUCAUAAACACAUUCAUGAGGUUCGGAAGAACAUCCUUUUGUCGCUCCGGCCUAAAUUAUACGGGUCCGCAGAUGGUUGGUCCAGCUAACAACAUGACGCUUCAAAGUAUCAGAAACUACAAAGUCAGGACAUCCGUGAAGAAGUUCUGUCCACAUUGCUACAUCGCCAAGAGAAAGGGCAGGGUUUACGUUCUUUGCAAAGUCAAUGGCAAACACAAGCAACGUCAAGGUUAA
Molecule: messenger RNA, 243 nt
Organism: Komagataella phaffii GS115
Lineage: Eukaryota; Fungi; Ascomycota; Pichiomycetes; Pichiales; Pichiaceae
Product: Homolog of the prokaryotic ribosomal protein L36
Exons: 1
Coding region: 1-243 (80 amino acids)
Biological process (GO): translation; ribosome biogenesis
Cellular component (GO): mitochondrial large ribosomal subunit; ribosome
Molecular function (GO): structural constituent of ribosome
Source: RefSeq, a predicted model, not a curated record